AUGAUCUCCGCAGCACUUCUUCUUCUUCCUGCUUUGGCAGUGGCCUCUCCAUUGAAUUCGGCCUAUACGCCACUUGAACGUCGCGAUGCUGGUCCACCGCUUGAUCAGAUCACCAUUGUCGAUUCCGGAUACUCAGGAAAUGGAUGCCCACAAGGAUCCGUCAGUACUACACUGUCACCAGACAAGACUCUCAUCACCUUUGGUUUUGACAAAUUCCAAACCUUUAUUGCCCCAGGACUUUCCCCAGCUGAGAAGACGAAACAGUGCCAACUCCAUCUCUCAUUGAAGUACCCAGGUGGUUUCCAAUACGCCGUCACAGACGCUACCUACCACGGUUACGCACGUCUCGAUGCAUCCGUCACAGGAACCUUCCUUUCAACCUACUACUUUUCGCAAUCCGCUUCCCAAACCUGCACCACCAGAUCUAGCAUCAGUGGCCCGGGUUGGCUUCUCGGUGAUGUUUACACCAAACACGACCAAGUCGAGACGACCGCAACCAUCUGGUCUCCAUGCGGAGCUACCGGUCUCUUAAACAUCAACAACCGUAUCGCUCUCACUUCCAGCACUGCCAGCGGCACCGGCGAGGUUUCCAACGAUGAUGCCACCGUGGCUUUCACCCAACAAGCUCACGUCUCUUGGAGACAAUGCGUUCCAGGCGGCUCAACCGGCGGCGGAACCUUCACUCCAGGCCCAGGCGGCGUCGUCGAGGACCGCGAUGCUCCUACCUCUGCUGCUGACCCUCCACCUCAAUUCUCCAUCAUCCCAGGUGGGGGAACCGUUGUUACUCCUGGUGGAGGUUCUACUGGACCGAUUAGCCCAAGUCCUAGUAACGUUUGGACAAUCGGUCCUGGAUCUACUACUAUUACUCAUGGAUAG
Glarea lozoyensis ATCC 20868 is the source of this 876-nucleotide messenger RNA. RefSeq lists its product as uncharacterized. NCBI's taxonomy places the organism in Eukaryota, Fungi, Ascomycota, Leotiomycetes, Helotiales, Helotiaceae. Bases 1 to 876 code for a protein of 291 amino acids. The transcript has 5 exons. The record is from RefSeq and is a predicted model, not a curated record.